UCGAGUGUUUUGACAUUACAGCUUUCUAAGUGGGAUAGGGCGGCGUCCAGUUCAGAACACCAUGUUCAGAACACAGCUCCGACGACGACAUGUGGGGGUCUACCAAAUUAAAGAGUUAUUUCGGCGUUUCUUACGCUCCACGGUUCCUGGUGGCCGCUUGUUUCCAAAUAAGGACAACGUGAUACUGAUGGGCAGUCCCGGCAGCGGCAAGACAACUACGAGUAAGAUCUUGGGGAAACUUCUCAGCAAACCCGUCAUCGACAUCGAUGAUGACCACCUGGAACCGUUGUGGGGGAUGUCCGUCGCAGAGAAGCGUCAACAAGUGGGAGAUGCCGAGUUCGUGGAGGAGGAAGGCCAGGCCCUGCUUCAGUUCAGUAGACAAGGAUGCGUCGUAGCGCUGACAGGAUCCAACCCGCUGCACCGACAAGCAAUGGAACACAUCGCUAGUACGGGAACAGUCGUCUUUUUGGACGUCCCGUUCUCAGACAUCACAGAGCGCCAGAAGGGCAUGAAGGUGGAGAGAAUGGUCGGGUACAGUGAUGGACGGAAUGUGGAAGACAUUUUGAAAUACAGACAACAGUUUUACGAACCUAGCUACGACGUCAGAAUCAUAUGCGAGGAACACGCAACGCCAACAGCUGUAGCUCAACAAAUCCAGUCUGCCCUCGAUAAUCUAACAACGGACAAAGGUUAUGUGUCCACCAGAUCUGCCGCCCACCCCAAACAGAGAAUAUCCUUUCUAGACACCGUGUUAACCGGAGUAGCAGACGAUGGUGGUCUGUAUGUCCCAGCAGCCGAUACACCGACAUUUACAACUGGGGAACUUAAACGCCUUUUGAAGUGCAGUUAUGCAGAAAGGGCGUUAAGAAUUCUAGAAAAAUGGAUUGCACCUUAUGAUCUAAAACCACAACGUCUGUGGGAGUUUUGCCAGAAAGCUUAUACUAAUAAAGUCUUCGACCAUCCAGACAUCAUUUCCGUGCAUCACCUGGAGAAAAACCAGUACAUAAUGGAACUCUUUCACGGACCCACGGCAUCGUUCAAGGACCUGGCUCUCCAGCUGACGGCUCAGUUCUUUCCCUUGGCUAUACAACAGGCUGCAGCACAUGGAUCACAACAGAAGUACUUGGUACUAGUGGCGACGUCUGGUGAUACUGGAGGAGCGGUGCUGGACGCGUUCAGCAGACAUGAUGGGGUUGGUGAGGUUGGAGUCGUGGUGUUCUACCCAGUGCACGGGGUCAGCGAGCUGCAACAACAUCAAAUGACGACGAUGACAGGAACAAACGUACACGUUGUUGGAGUGGAUGGCGACUUCGACUUUUGUCAGUCAACAGUAAAACGGUUAUUCAACGACAAAACCUUUACACAGACCCUGCUUUCCCAGUAUAACUGCAAACUUAGUGCUGCUAACUCUUUGAACUGGAGUCGACUUCUUCCACAGGUGGUGUAUCACGUCAGCGGUUACCUGGACCUCGUCAAACAAGGAGUUCUCGCACUUGGUGACACCAUUGACAUCUGUGUCCCAACUGGGAACUUUGGAAAUAUCCUUGCAGCUUACUAUGCCAAGAGAAUGGGACUUCCUGUCCGGUACCUCGUCUGCGCAUCCAACAUCAACAACGUGGUGACCGACUUCCUGCAGUCGGGGAUGUACGACCUCCGCGGUCGCAAGCUGCACCGCACGACGUCACCCGCCGUCGACAUCCUCAAGUCGUCCAACCUGGAACGACUGCUGUACCACCUGCACGACAACGACGGCGACCACGUGAGGACGCUGUACGAGUCGCUGGAGACCAAGCAGUACUUCCAGAUCCUAGAAACGAUGAUAGACGAGUUGUGUGUUGUGUUCCAAGCGGGUUCGUGCACCGAACGCGAAUGCCGACAAACAGUCGUGAACACCUUCAAGAAAACAGGUUAUAUCCUGGAUCCACAUACGGCGGUUGCUAAAUCGGUGGCCGAUCAACAAACUGAUGAUUCUGUUCCUAUGCUCAUCUCUGGAACCGCCCAUUUUGCGAAAUUUGCAGACGGGGUACUCCCAUUACUGAACCAAGACUUGAAAACCAACCUGCCAGUCCCUGAGCUCAUCCAGCGAGCCAGUAUCCUGCACGCGCGGCCCGCAAUGCAUGCCGGUCUGACGGCCAUGGCGCACAAGCACGUGCCGCACACAUCUGUGUGUGACGCUAAACGCGAGGACAUUAUGAAACAUAUCAGUAUCCUAGCAGGCAGACUCGUCUAAAUGUUUUCUACGAAAUCAGUCUACAUCACGUGGCUGAGUGUAAAUAUGAAUGUAUUCAUAAGGUUUAUGAUAAGCGUACCAGACGUGAGGAAGAGAAUAAAUCUUCAAAUUCGAGCAAAAACGAUACAGAUAGCCGGGCACAGUGUGCUAACCUGAAGUCUUUUUACCAUGUAUUUCCAUGAUCAUUCUACCCGCAAAAUUAUUUUUAUUCCAUGAAAAAAUGCGUAAUGAUUCGACUGCAACCCUAUAUAAUUAUGUAUGUAUUGAUGUAUGAAUAUCUAUAUAUUGUAUUAAAUAUUAACGCACCGGUGCAAGGGAUAUAUGAAUAUCUAUAUAUUGUAUUAAAUAUUAACGCACUGGUGCAAGGGAUAUUAAAUCUGUUUGGCCUCACAAAUCUGUUUGGCCUCUGGUGUGUGUGUGUGUGUUUGUGUUAAUAUAAUUAUGCUAAUUUGAACGACGUUCUGCAGUUUAAACAUCUUACAUGGCCACAUCGUAUUCUGCUACUCCGCGGCACUAACGAUCAGGGAAAGAUGUAUCUCUACAGUACCACAAGUGGUAACCAAAUACUGGUAUUAUUUUUGUACUAAACAAAUGUUUGUGUAAAAUAAACUCAUGUUCACAAGUGAAUGUAGUGCUGUGGUUAAUAUAGUCACUCUGACUAAUGCGAGCAAGAUAUUAAUGCGAAAAAUGCGAGAGAUAUAUUGUCGCAUUAUAUUUUCACCCACAUCAUACUAUAUAUAUAUAUAUAUAUAUAUAUAUAUAUAUAUAUAUAUAUAUAUAUAUAUAUAUAUAUAUAUCAAGACUUAAAAUGCAAAACUAAAAGAUAAAGAUAAACAACAAUGAAAAAAAUAACAGGUGGUGUGCAUCUGCUGUUUUAUGUCAACAGAAAGUAAUUAUGUAACAAGAAUAUUUUUUAUUUCAACUUAUUUUCAUGCUAAUAUCCACACACCUCAGCUAUCUGGGUUGGCUGCCCAGGAUAGUGGGUUAGUUGUUAGUGGUUAGUGAGCGAAAAGAGGGUGUCUUACACCAACCCACUGAGUCGUUAAAACUCGCUCUGGCCUAACCACGACACCACCGAGGCCGGAUAAGAAGAACAAACAAACUUGUAAGAAGUUCAUUCUAGGCAAGGAAACGAAGUUCAUUCUAGCCAAGGAAACGAAGUCCACGGGUCCAUUAAGCAGAUUUACUAUGUUUGAUAUUUUAGUGGUGUUCUGUACUAGAAAUAGAUGAUUAUUUCGUUUAAUUGAUGUAACAUAAAAGCAAAUUAAAUGUAUUAAAAACAACUCAACAUU
This is a messenger RNA of Gigantopelta aegis, 3522 nucleotides long. Its product is annotated as threonine synthase-like 1. Lineage: Eukaryota; Metazoa; Mollusca; Gastropoda; Neomphalida; Peltospiridae. Bases 62 to 2230 code for a protein of 722 amino acids. The transcript has 10 exons. The record is from RefSeq and is a predicted model, not a curated record. Gene Ontology annotation, cellular component: cytoplasm.